This is a messenger RNA of Dromaius novaehollandiae (emu), 10313 nucleotides long. It is a transcript of the gene PTBP3, whose product is annotated as polypyrimidine tract binding protein 3. Gene Ontology annotation, molecular function: mRNA binding. The transcript is spliced from 18 exons. Gene Ontology annotation, biological process: regulation of RNA splicing; mRNA processing. Gene Ontology annotation, cellular component: nucleus. The record is from RefSeq and is a predicted model, not a curated record. The coding region runs from base 2481 to 4046 and encodes 521 amino acids. Lineage: Eukaryota; Metazoa; Chordata; Aves; Casuariiformes; Dromaiidae.
AGUCUUUCUUCUCUGGACAACCAAGUAUUUAAAAGCAAUGGAUGAAGCAAGGUUGGGCUGAGGAAAAAAGACCAUUGCAUGAGAGAGUCUCACGCAGUAAAAAGCUGAUCAGUAGUAGAUGUAGAAGGCUGCUGAUUUCUACUCUAUACGAGGAGUAAGUAAAUUGGUAUGAGCUAAGCUGUCAUUACAAGCUGGAGGAGAUGGGAAGCUGCAGUUUGGAGUCCAUCCAGAAGGUGAUAUGGGUGGAUGAAUGUGAAGGACAAUUGAGUCCAAAGGCAAAAGACUGGCCAUUGAUGUAGCAUUACAGAGGAAAUGGCCCAGGUUAUACCUAUAUACUGAUUCUUGGAUAGUGACCAACAUCCUCUUGAGCUGGGUCACAUAGUGAAAACUGCAUUUGACAGACAUGAGGAGAACUCAUAUGGAUGGCUUACUUGUGAGGAAAAGCACUGCACGGGAUUUGGAAAAACUCGACAUGCAGCUGUGACAUGUUGAUGCCCAUAUCCGAAAGGGAAUGGAUACCGAAGAACAAAUCAACAACUGUCAAGUGGACCAAGCUGCUCAGAUCACCACAAUCAACAAAGACCUAGACUGGGAACAUAAAGGGGAAUUAUUUGUAGUUCAUAAAACAUCAGACAUCUGGGAUGAGAUGACAGCUAUUGCUGGGAAGAGACCAAGGAGGAGUGGACUUUCUAGAGAUACCAUUGUACUAUUAACAAAGGACUGCAAAACUUGUGCAUUAGUGAAAAAAGCUAAACAACCAGGUUAUCAAAACAGAAGGGAUGUUCAAACCACCAGUUUGGUAAUGCAUGGCAAAUAGGCUUCUUUGGACUUUUGUGCAGGAGUAGUAGGGUAGGAACAUAUCUAUCUACCCCUGGCAGAUAUAAUUCUGGGCUGGCUGGAGGCUUACCCAGUAGUCCAUGCCACUACUAAAAACAUGAUAGUAAAUAUCAAAAAACAAAAUUGGUGGAGAUGUGGUAAACCUGAAAGCCAUUGGCAAAGUUGAUUCUUUAAUUUCAGAAAUUAAAUGGUAAAAUUAUGGACAGAUGAAGAUGGAGUUGACUAGAUAUCCCAUAUUAUUCCCAGAUCUCAAGAAAAGUAGAGUCAACAUGUUCAAUUACCAACACUGUUGUAUGAAACCAGAAAAGGCUGGAAUAUGUCGUAAGAUGUAGCAAAAUCUCUGAUCAUAAAAAAUAAGUGUGAAGAAAUAGUUCAAACUUAAUAGAUGAGUGUAACCUUAAGCAAUCUUAAAUGAACCAGUUUCAGCAAUCACAGUUAAAACUGAACUAUAACAACCCUGUGGUUUUCGUAGGUCUUUUUAUUGUUUUGCAGGAUGAUCCUUUGAAGAGCAACAGCUUUAAAAGGAACAACCAAACGUAGUUAUCAAGUUGUUGAUUUCAGUAAUAACAUAAAUGUAAAAAGCAAUAGCCUAAGGAGUGUCAGUCCCAGAAAUGUACAGGCUUGUUACCUGGAGCUUAAUUUGUAGAUUUACAUGAUCUUUUUCUAUAGACUAGCUCUGCCAAGAGAUUUGAAGAGGCAGUCUAGUAGUCAGUGAGUUCUGCUAUAUGUGGGCUUUGUUUGAUGGUUGGUAUUUAUCUUCUUCCAGAUGGAAGUCUGACUGAUAAUCAGAAUUGAUUGAUUUAAAAUGUCUUAAGUCAUGAUUAAAUUGUAUAGGUGAAGGUUUCCUGGUCCAUAGGUGAAUCAUUUUAAAUGUGGUGGUAAUUUAUACUUCUUCCUUUCCUUAGAUGUUGAUUUUUUUUGUGUGGUGUAAGUCAUUACUGUAAAGGAUACACUACAUUUACACAUUUACUUGUAUGUUUAACAUGUUACUCAUAUCUGUAAUAUUUAUUCUUCUUUUGGAAAUGUUCCAUGCAUCCUUUUCUGUUAUAGGUAACUCUUUUGUAUGUGUUGUGGUGUUCUGGGAGAGUACUUUGAGAAAAUACUGCUGUAUGUUUGUUUUCUCCUUAAAUUCUUCCUUGGGCAUCACCUGUUAGAAAUUGUCAGAGACAAGAUUCUGGGCCGGAAGAACUAAUAUGUCCUAUAUGGCUAUCCUCGUGUUCUCUCGUUGGAUAGAAACUGCAACACAAUUAUAGUGCAGAGAUCCUUUAAUUUUUAAAUAAUUCUUAGUUAAACAGAGCUACCUCUAAACCUGUUGGAUAUGCGUGAAUCAACCUGAGUUUGCAUUAGCAGAUCUUUUCUCAAUAAGAAUUUUAUCUUAACUUGCUGAUCUUUUUUGUGAUUGCUUCUUUAGAUGUGGACAGUCCAGUCGUGGGAUUACCUACUAGCUUUAGCUAACAACGUAAGAACGUGUAAAACUAGAUGAAGCAUGAAAAGAGUAUAGGCAAGUUCGAAUUUGAGCCUGGCGCAAAGCAUCUAUCAAAUAGUGGCAAGACAAAUAUUUAAAAUGGGAAGAUCAUGACCUACUUUGCCAGUGUGGACCUGACGAGCUUCUUUCUUCUGGUGUCACUAACAGGCCUUUUACCAUGAACAGUUCUACUUCAGCUACAGCAAAUGGGAGUGACAGCAAGAAAUGUAAAGGAGACAGAUCUCCAUGCUCCCCCUCUCGUGUCCUUCAUCUUCGUAAAAUUCCAAGUGAUGUCACUGAAGCAGAAGUCAUUUCAUUAGGUCUCCCUUUUGGCAAAGUAACCAACCUCUUGAUGCUAAAAGGAAAAAGUCAGGCUUUUUUGGAAAUGGCUUCUGAAGAAGCUGCUGUUACUAUGGUGAACUACUAUACUCCUGUUACACCUCACCUCCGCAGUCAGCCUGUUUAUAUACAGUAUUCCAAUCACAGAGAACUUAAGACUGACAAUCUACCUAAUCAGGCUAGAACCCAAGCUGCAUUGCAAGCUGUGAAUGCUGUGCAGUCUGGAAGCCUGGCUAUUACAGGUGCUUUUACUACUGAAGUUGGGCUCCUUCCAGGUCAAGGUUCUGUCCUUCGAAUCGUUGUUGAAAAUCUUUUCUAUCCUGUCACUUUGGAAGUGCUGUAUCAGAUUUUCUCUAAAUUUGGAACUGUCUUGAAGAUUAUCACCUUCACAAAGAACAAUCAGUUUCAAGUCUUGCUUCAAUAUGCUGAUCCAAUGAAUGCACAUUAUGCCAAAAUGGCUCUGGAUGGUCAGAAUGUCUACAAUGCUUGCUGCACUCUGCGUAUUGAUUUCUCCAAGUUAACUGGCCUUAAUGUAAAAUACAACAAUGACAAAAGUAGAGAUUUCACUCGCCUUGACCUUCCCUCUGGUGAUGGCCAGCCCUCCCUGGAGCCCAACAUGGCUCCUGCCUUUGGUACCCCAGGUAUCAUCUCGUCACCAUAUUCAGGGCCCGCUGGAUUUGCCCCAGCUGUUGGCUUUGCUCAAACUGCCAGUCUUUCAGUUCCAGCUGUUCCUGGCGCACUUGGUCCUCUUGGAAUGCCCACCUCUGCAGUGUCUGGACGGAUGACUAUUCCAGGUGUUCCUGGUGUUCCAGGAAAUUCUGUUUUACUGGUCAGCAACCUCAACUCUGAGGCCAUCACACCACAUGGACUCUUCAUCCUAUUUGGUGUGUAUGGUGAUGUACAUCGUGUGAAGAUCAUGUUUAACAAAAAAGAAAAUGCUUUGGUUCAAAUGGCAGAUGCAACCCAGGCUCAGCUAGCUAUGAGCCACUUGAAUGGGCAGAAGCUGUAUGGAAAGGUCCUCCGUGCUACUCUUUCAAAACAUCAGACAGUUCAGCUUCCUCGUGAGGGACAAGAAGACCAAGGUCUAACUAAGGACUAUAGUAAUAGCCCUUUACAUCGCUUUAAGAAGCCUGGCUCUAAGAAUUUCCAAAAUAUCUUUCCUCCGUCUGCCACCCUGCAUCUCUCCAACAUCCCGCCUUCUGUUACUGUUGAUGAUCUGAAGAACCUUUUUGUAGGUGCUGGAUCCACUGUGAAAGCCUUCAAGUUCUUCCAGAAAGAUCGCAAAAUGGCUCUCAUCCAGCUGAGUUCCGUGGAAGAAGCAGUCCAGGCUCUCAUUGCGCUUCACAAUCAUGACCUUGGAGAAAAACAUCACCUCAGAGUUUCCUUCUCAAAAUCUACAAUCUGACUUUUCUGUGAACUUUCCUUUUAAGACUGCAUCACAGUUUCAGUAAAACCUUCAGAUAGAGACUGUAGCAGCUGUGAUCAACUCUGAUUCUUAAAACAAAAAGUUCAUUCUGAGUUUGUGUAUUCAUACAUGCAGUAAAGAAUCAAGGGAUGAUAUUUUCCAGUUUCAGCUGCCAGGAUGUGGUCAAAGUUUAAUAUCUCUCCAUAAAAAGAUUCUUCUAUGAAAUUUCUUUAGCAACAAUAUUUAUCAUCAAAUUCCCUACUUAUAAUUAUAUUUUGAGAACAUCCUUUUAGCUUUUUCUCCAAGUCAGCCUUACAAAACACUUCUAGCAUUUUUAUAAUAUACCAAACAAAGACUAUUUCUAAUGAAAUAGUAAACUUAAUUCUGUGUAGAUAAAACACUAAUUUGAAUGUGAAAUAGUGCUUGGGUUUCUUGAGGAAAAGCAAGCAUUGACUGUGAGUGUCCACUGAAUAGUAUUUAUCUUACUGCAGGAGUGUUUAUACUUUGGCAGAUCUUUAAAAAUAACUUUUUAAAAAAUGUGUGUUGUUCACAAGGGUUAAAUUAUUAGAGGAAAGGCAGUGCCUUCCCUCUGUGGAGUAAAAGGUAUUUGACAAGUUUCUUCAAGAUGUGGUAUCAGAGACUUAGUUUGACUUAAAAUCAUGGAAUUGAAGUUUCAUAUGUUAUUUUUACUAUGAUAGGACUUGAGAAAUUGAGAGAAGAAAAUAGUCCUAAUUUCAAAGAGUUUUAUACAUUUCUUUUAAAAAUAAAAUGUUUACAAUCAUAAGGAAAAUAUUCAGGUCUAUCAUGGUUUGACAAAUUUUUAAGAAGAUAUUUUUGGUAAGAUCUUCUUUGGGGAAAAAAAUUACACCUGAAGGGUUUUUUGUACCACUAUAAUCUCUAAUAGUUGAAUCAGAUUACUGUGUAUUUACUUAAUUUCUUAUUAUGUGCCUUAUUAUGUGCUUAUGAUAUAAUAGAUUAGAGUUUUAUCUGAAAUAUCUUGAAAAAAUUAUUGUGUACUUGGUGAAAAUUUUCUUAUUUGUCUUUUUUUUUUCCAAAUAUUUUCCUUGCUUCUUCAAAAAUGUUUUUUUCAUUAAGUAAUACUCUGAAUUGCAAUCUCUGGUGCUUUGAUAUAGAAAUAUGGUAGAAAUUGGAGUGAGGUUUAACUCUGCACGAUCCUGUAGGCCUCUUCAAACUUACUCAGUUGCAGUUGUCCUAUGCUAAUAUCUGGCUAAAAAAAAAAAUUCACUCCCAGAAAAAUCCACCAGAAAAACCCUAUACAGAAAGACAAAAUAGCAAAUUCACUCCAGUUUCUAGACAUUAUUUAAGUUGUGAAAGACAUUGGCUCUAUCAGAAUAUUCCGUCUCAGGUACCUACAUUUUUCCUUUGGUAUAGAGCCUAAAUUAAUAAAGACUAAACAUUCCUUCUUUUAUAAAUACCACAAAUUUCAAUACUGAAGCCUAUUUCUCUUUAGAAAAUGAGCUGAGAUGCACCUAGGGUUUUUUUUGUUGAAAGUACAUAUGAACCAUGAACAUAUGAUUUUAAUUGUAGUUUACAAAGUUAAAUUCAUUUUAAGUGAUUUUUAUUUUUAGAAUUUAUUUUUUUAGAAUUUAAAAUGAAGCCCCCUUUAUAGCGCAAGCCCCUUUUAUAGCGGUAUUCCUCUCAAACACAGUGGUUGUUUACUUCUGCUUCUGUUUACACAACUGCAGAAAUAGAGCUUUUCUGCUGUAAUGUUUUGUCAUUCAUUUUAGUUUUUCAUUAAUUUGUAUUUCAUACUUGUAAUGCCAGCUGUCCGUUGGGAAAUACAGUUCUGAAGAGGACAGUCUUUCUAGAAUAAUGGUCAUCUUUCUAGCGAGAGCUGAGUAUCUUGAAGUAAAUAUCUUCAAGUUUUCUCUCUGAAUUAUUUUUGCAAUAUCAGAGAGAUGCAGGCUUACCUUCUGUUAAUGACUUAUAAUUAAAUUAUAAGUGCAGCUGGCAGUCAUAGUAAUGAAGUUGGCAGACCUCUAUACUGCAAUUAAAGCAUGCUGUUUGACAGUAGGUAGAACAUCAGACUAAAUACGUAAGUGGAUAUAACCUUUGCUGUAUACCACAAAUAAUUGUGCAGAAUUGUAAUAUUUACUGGAAAGUUUAAAAUGGCUUAGGUAUAGUAGAAGAUGUUGUAUUUGGCUUUUGAGAUAAUCUUUCUCUUUCCCCUCUACAAAACAGCUGAUUCAGUUUCAAGUUUCAAACCAAUUUUGGGGAAUAUAUGAAAAUAAGCAAUUUUGUUGUGCUAAAGCACUGUAUUAAAAAGUAAUGUUCUUAUAUGAUUUUAGCAAAGUGCAGCAGUAUGCAGGCUCUUUCAUUUGCAGGUAGGCCCUUUUUCAGCAAGAUACUUAAUUCAUGUCUGUUAGUCUCAUUGAUACCAGUUCAUAAUGCGUUAAGUAUACUGCUGAGUGUGAAUGCCCCUUGUUACUCCAUGUAAAGAGGUUUGAUAAUACUAGAACGGUUGCAGAAUCACAGAGCAGUUUAGGUUGGAAGGGACCUUUAGAGACCAUGUAGUCCAACCCCCUGCUCAAGCAGAAAAAAGGAUUAUCCAUAAUACGUGGUCUGUCAUUUUUUUAGAGAACUGCUGCUGCAGGGGAGAGGAAUUAUGUUGGAUCUGAAUGUAACUGUAAAGCAGGUAAAAGCAACCUUAAGAUUUAGAAUUAAUAUUGGCAUAUAUAGUACUGGGAGCAGUGCAUGUAUACUGUCUGUGCCAUAUUGGUAUACGAGCAUAUGCAUUACAUGCAUUUUAAUUUAUUGAUUCUGAUAGCAGAAGAUGGGAAUGCUUGAACAAAUCUAAAGGGAUGAAGGCAUCUGGCAUUCUGUUAGAGAAGGGAGUAAUUUUUGAAUUUUAGAGUAUUGAUAAUAUCAGCUCUUAACUAUUUGCAGUUUGAAUUGUAGAGGCCUACAGUAUAAGUUGGCAGAGAUUUAUGAUCUUUUUCAUUUAAGAAAAAUCUGUGUGGUGGAUGUUUAUGAUCUUCUGUGUGCUUUUGGUUUUAUGUUACAUUUAUCCUUUUUCUUCUUGUAAUUCUCUGUUGUUUUAGUUCCGUAAUCGAAUUAUCCUUGUCAACUUACUUUUAGAUUUGUGUACAUCUUAGCAAUGCUGUCUCUUAGGGAGAUACCUGUUUUUUCAAGAGGUGCAAGCAAUCUUCAAAGAAAGCAGUACAUCUUAAUGUUUGCUUAACAGAAUGACUGUCCUAGUUGAGGCUGGCUUAUCUCAUUCAGUGUUCUGCCUUGAAUAACUAAAAAUGAUAACAUAACUUCUUGUUUGUUGUAAUGCACUAUUAGUAAGGGAUCAGGAUGAAAAUGAGUAAUUCUUACACUUUGUGCUUGACUCAUUAGUGCCUGGCUGCAAAAGCACAGUUGCAUCUCAGUUCUUGAUUCUCAGAACCAAAUAGGAGCAGACCCCUUGAUACCUGUGAAAAAAGAAGGGCUUGGGAAAGACUAUGAUUAUUCUAUGGACCCUUACAAUGAUGUAGGUCAGAAAGGAACCUCUCCUGCUCCAAGAAGGGCCACCUUAGAGCAGUUAUUCAGAGAACCGCCCAGUCAAGUUUUGAGUAUUUCCAAGAAUGAAGAUUUCACAACCUCUCUUAGCAACUGUUGCAAUGUUCAAGUGCCCUAAUUGUGAUUUUUUUUCCCCCUAAUACAAGAUUAGGCUUCCCCUAUCUCUUUGCAACUCCCCAGGAGAAUCUGUCUCCAUCUUCUCCAUACUGUCCUAUUAAGUGAUCAAGAUAGAGUCAUCAUUUCUUUAAUACAGAUUCUUAAUUUCUGUUUAAAUCACUUACGCAGUAUCUGGUAAUGUGCAUAGUGUGACCCAGAACUUGCACUGUAAAGCACUAGUGGUCUCAGUGGUUAAAUCCUCACUACAGGUACCAGAAAUGGUUGAGGGUAGAAUUCUUCUUCCUAUUUUGGUGUGUGUGUGUGUGUGUGUGUGUGUGUGUGUGUGUGUGUGUGGGAGGGGGGGUUAAUCAGCUGUAUUAUUCUAACAAAUGAACAAAAUCCUCUUCUUCCUCCUGUUCCCUCUAACUGGACUUGAAUUCAGAGUUCUCUGCCUGUGUAUUUGGGACAUCCACAUCAGCUCUGGGUUACCUCCAGCCCCAAUUUUUCCUUGGUUCAAAGUGUAGUAAGGCUCCCUUAACAACCCAGGAACAACUUAGUGCCUUUUCAAGUUACCUGUGAUCUGUUGCAUAAUGAUAAUGCUUUUGCAUCUCUCAGUUUUUUUCUGAAACAUUAAUUUGUAUAUUGCCUUGAUUGCCUUGUCUGCUGGUCCCACCAAUUGCACUUUUUCUGUGCACAUAUAGAAUAGGGCCUUUUUGUGCUUAAUAUAUUCCAGAGAUAGCCUUCUGAGGAGAUUUGCCUAUGUGGCAUUUUCUGAUCUUAGAUGGCAGACUUGUAUGUUUGUAUGCUGAGAAAUUGUUGAAAGAACUGUACCAGUGUGGAGCUUGUGGAAUCAGAUAUAUUGUACUCCCCUGAUACUUUUAAUUUGAACUGGGAAUUAAGAAAGUGAUGAGGUUUUUUUUCUUUUUCCUAGAGGGAUGUAGACCUACUCAUCAUUGUAAUACUACUAACAUGUACUGCUAUUUUUUUAAAAGAGAGGGCAACUACUUUAAAAAAAAAAAAGCCAUUUUUGUUUGCCUUUACCUUUUCUCCUGGUAUGUUGUUAACUAGAGUAGAACUACCAGACUUAGUGUUUUUUACUGUUGUGCUGAAAGGAUUCAGAUUGCACAGAUUUUUUUCUUUAAAUUAACUGUUGACUCUUGUCCUGUGAAGAUGUGUUCGUUAUGUAUGAGGCCAUUUGCCAGCUAUUUUCAAAGCAAAUCCUAACAGUUAGGAAUUGUGAAUUAUUUCAAGAAAGAAUUGAAAAUCUCUGAACUAUUUAAUUUCAGGGCUUUACCAGAGGGAUGGGGGGGACAAAAUGGGACCAAAGUUUAUGUGCCUUCAGUAGUCUUACAUGUAGGGUUUUUUUAUAUCUGUUGAUUUCUUAAGUAUAAUAAAUACUUUUUUCCUGGAAAUUGUAUAUUGAUAUUGUUAAAAUUGAAUCUACUCCCACUGACAGAUGACAUAUACAGUGAAUUGCAUCUGUUUUAGUAUAGUUUUAAUUAUCCUUUAUGCCUUUAUCAUUGCAGUAUUUUUUAUAUUGCAAUAUGCAGGAAUUCAAGAAUAAUCCACAUAUUGCCAAUUUAGGACACUGAUAACAGGUUGUAACUGGAGCAAUCCCCAGAAAUAAAAUACUUUUGUAGUUAAAGGUCCUUGACAGGUGAAGAAAGUUCUUACCUUAACAGACUAAUGUCAUCACUAAAAACAGUUUUUCAGUUCUUGGAAACUGUGUAUAAUUUAUGAAGAGUGGGAAUCUAACCACUAUGUGCUAAGUCCAUUUUAAGCACAUUGUAAUUCUUUUUGGAUAUGUUAUCCACUUUCUGCAGAAGUUCACCCUAGAACCACAGCAGCACAAGUCAAAGAUUGGUAACCAAGCAGAUUUUUGCAUCAGAAUUUCACCUCAUUGUUCUGACCAAAGACUGUCUUUUCUGGUUUUACUGAGACAUUCUGUGAAAAUUUGUUUUCUCUCAAGCUCCUUUUUGAAGGGAAGACCCGAAACAAAGUUGCCUUUAUUUGAGUCUACUAUUGGUGGAUAGACCACUUAGUGGAAAAUGGGAUCUUAAUGUGAACCAAAUGGUGCGGGAUAAGGCAAGGGGUUAAUGAACUACUUUUAGUACUGUAUUCAAGACACACAUAGCACGGCUAGGAAUUGCUGACAUUUCCUCAUUUUACAUUAUCUAUUCAUAAAAGUCUGUUUUCAUCUACCAUUCAGUCUGUUCAUCUAGCACAAGAAAAUGCUGUAAAUAUUUGUAACAUCUUUUUUUUUUUUAACCUGGAAAAAAGGGUUUUGGAGAACAAGUUAAAGUGUAAAAUGUUUUUUAUAUAAAAACAUCAAUUGUCUUGUAUAUUUUGAUAAGCAGCAGUACCAGCUUUCAUUUGUAAAGCAGCUUGUGGCACUGGAAAAAAAGGAUUCCAUGUCUGUUGAGAUGACUUAUAUUAUAAAUGCAAAGAAGAUGGAAUAUUAAAGAAAGCUAUUUUCUAACUGUGUAGCACAUGUUUAAUUUGAACUUGUGAAUACUGCAAAACAUUCUAUUUCUUUUAAGUUACUACAUUUGCUGAUUACUUAGUAUCUAUACCUAACUCUUUUCCUAACAACUCUUGUUGUUGUAGCAUGCCUUUUAAUAAAUGUCAUUACAUCUGUACUCUCUUAAA